Messenger RNA from Penicillium concentricum, 366 nucleotides. RefSeq lists its product as uncharacterized. The record is from RefSeq and is a predicted model, not a curated record. The coding region runs from base 1 to 366 and encodes 121 amino acids. Lineage: Eukaryota; Fungi; Ascomycota; Eurotiomycetes; Eurotiales; Aspergillaceae. The transcript has a single exon.
AUGACAACCUUUAUGCGCCUGAAGACUUCAUUCCAAGCCCGAUCCCCAAUGACAGCUCUCUCCGCAGCACGCACCCAAACACCUCGCACUUCCCUAUACCGAAGCUACGCGACAAAAUCCUCAAAUGACCCCGAGCAACCCACAACCAACCAAACAGACUCGCCCAAUCGCCCAAUCCCCUCCAAUAAAGCAAAGCCCACCCUCCACGAGGGCGAGCGGUCACCUGUUAUAGACAAAGAGGGGAACCCGAAGAAGGAUCUUCCCGAGGAUGUGAAGAAGCACAACCGAGAGAUGGAGGAGCGGUAUGAUAAACCGUAUAACUAUGCCAAUGAUGAAGGCGCGGUUAAGCCUGCUUUCAAGACCUAG